UGUACAUAUUAUUCCCUAGCGCAUAAGCUUCUAUCCCGGUGGAGUGGGAAUGGAAUUCGAUAGCUUAUUCAUACCAGGCGCUCCUCGGUUGCUAAGGAUAACGAAGUUCUUGCUACUGUUACUCAGAUUAGUGUUUAACCGUGAUAUACGUCACCGAUUGAGGACGAAUAUCGUGUAGUGGCAGAACCGAUGCUAUAGCGCAUGAUCCGCUUCGUUGCACUGUGUAAGCGUCCGUAUGCCCGCCAGUGUGCAUUGUAUAACCUAAUGAAUGGAUACGUGAUUUAAAUUGUUUCAAUAAUAGUACUGAGCGGUAAUUAUAAAAAAGACAGAGGUAUGUAUUGUAUAGCCUAAUGAAGAGAUAGUUUAUAAACGUAUAUAAUACUACUAGACGAUAAUUAUGUAAAGACAGCUCACAGUCCCUACGUUUGCUGCCCGUCACAUUUACAUUUUUAUGUGCGAUCGAUGCACAUGACUUUCUUUCACUUACAGGAUAAAACGUUAGCUUAAUUGAAGGUCUCGACGAACAAAAUGUUCCGCAAAUUAUAGCGGGCAUGGAGUUGGAUUUCACCGUGAGUUUACGUCGAUUUAGGUUCGCUGUAUUGUUGCUGAUCGUAUUUGUUUUAGUGUAUAUAUAGUUAACGUCCCCACUGAGGUAACUUUUUUUAAGCCUUCUCACUGGUACCGAGGACGUACCACUUUCAUACCAAAACAUCAUAACGACUGGAUAAUGCAUUUAUUCGAUAGUUCACGGGAUGAAUUGGAAAUGAGGAUAUUGAACGCUACAGAUAUCAAGAUAAUACUGGUGUGGAUUCCAAUGUUUGGUAUGAAGUUACCACGCAAAAUCGACGCAAACAAAUGUGGUAAUUGUGAAAUAACAUACGACAGAGAAAAGAUAGACGAUGAAAGAACUGGAGCGGUUGUUUUCCACUUCGAUGGAAUCAGAGACGAUGAUUUGCCCCCGACAAGAAACCUUAGUCAACUUUACAUAUACUGGGUCCUGGAAUCGACUGCAACCCUUCGCGUCACCGGAGAAGAUUCUUUAGAGUUCGAGGACAAUUUCCAUUUCAAUGCAACUAUGACAUACAGAAGGGACUCCGAUUUCUAUCAAAGUUAUGAACACAAAUAUGGUGUGACAAGAAUUAUGGAAGAAAAUACGCUCACGCUAGAGGAAUUGCUUGCGAUGAAAACUAAACUUUCAGUCGCAAUCGUCUCAAACUGUGGCUCUACUGCUGGAGCGCGUACUCGAAUGAGAUUGUUGAAGACUAUAAUACGAUUAGGAUUUAAACUGGAUGGAUUCGGUGCAUGCUUUUGGGGAAGUGGCAAGUUUGCAAAUGGUAAAAGCCGAGGCGAACCUGAAUUCUUUGCGGAAGUCAGAAAAUACAAAUUUUACUUUUCUUUUGAGAAUUCCUAUCACUGUAAAGACUACAUUACUGAGAAGUUUUUCAACAACGCUCUCAGAUCCUUUACUGUUCCUGUUGUCUGGGGUGCGACGAGAGAGGAUUAUGAAGCAGUCGCACCACCUGGAUCAUUUAUAUUUGUUGAAGACUUUGAUUCUAUGAAGGCUUUAGUGGAUUAUCUUAAUUAUUUAGACAAGAACGACACGGCAUAUUUAGAAUACCUCAAGUGGGUGACAAUAAAGCCAAGAGACAUUCCUAACUACGGAAGAGCAAGGGGUUGGUGUUCAAUAUGCAGAGCGUUACAUGGAAUCAACAUUGACGAUAUUUACAGUCCAAAAUACAACGCGCGUAAUCCAAUUAGACCAUUAUUUACAGACGGCGUCGCAACGAGGACUGUCGAGCAUUUGAAAGACUGGUAUUAUGGGGAAGAUAAUCCCGAGUGUUUUUCAAAGUAUUGACGACCAAAGAAUCAGCGGAAUUCGGCCUUAUAUAUUUCAGGAUAAGCGUACAUUUUUUGAUUAGACACUGACCUUUUAUAUUCUAUGCAACAGGCAUCAUUACCUGUUUAAUUUUGCCGCUAUUGAAUGCUUUUCAUCUCGGAUAAAAUAUUGAGCAAAAACCUUACCUAUCUUUUAUUGACAUACACCAGUAUUUGCAAUACUUUAUUAAACGCGACUGCAACUUUGUUAAGAUUAAUUAAACGAUUACACAGCACA
Molecule: messenger RNA, 2113 nt
Organism: Styela clava
Lineage: Eukaryota; Metazoa; Chordata; Ascidiacea; Stolidobranchia; Styelidae
Product: 4-galactosyl-N-acetylglucosaminide 3-alpha-L-fucosyltransferase FUT5-like
Cellular component (GO): membrane
Molecular function (GO): alpha-(1->3)-fucosyltransferase activity
Source: RefSeq, a predicted model, not a curated record